Messenger RNA from Eimeria acervulina, 240 nucleotides. RefSeq lists its product as hypothetical. The record is from RefSeq and is a predicted model, not a curated record. The coding region runs from base 1 to 240 and encodes 79 amino acids. NCBI's taxonomy places the organism in Eukaryota, Apicomplexa, Conoidasida, Eucoccidiorida, Eimeriidae. The transcript has a single exon.
AUGCACGAAUAUGUUUUGUCUAUUGUUGUUUCUUUUGCUUCAUUUAGAGAAGAAGAAGCAGCAGAAGAAGCAGAAGAAGCAGUAGUAGAAGCAGAAGUAGCAGCAGCAGCAGCAGCAGAAGUAGUAGAAGCAGCAGCAGCAGCAGCAGCAGCAGAAGUAGUAGAAGAAGAAUCAGCAGCAGAAGAAGAAGAAGAAGCAGAAGUAGUAUUAAUAGAAGAAGAAGAAGAAGGAAAUGGAUGA